This is a messenger RNA of Aphis gossypii (cotton aphid), 4825 nucleotides long. It is a transcript of the gene milt, whose product is annotated as trafficking kinesin-binding protein milt. The record is from RefSeq and is a predicted model, not a curated record. The coding region runs from base 369 to 2951 and encodes 860 amino acids. NCBI's taxonomy places the organism in Eukaryota, Metazoa, Arthropoda, Insecta, Hemiptera, Aphididae. The transcript has 11 exons.
AAUGAAGUAUAAUGAUGUAACAAUUAUUGUUUACAAGGAAUGUUUUUGAGAUAUUGUCAAAGGUAUAAGGUUUUAAAUAGAAAUUUUCAACAAUGUGUAAUUAUCAGUAGUUUAGACUUUGCUUUUGAACCGUAACAGUUAUCAGACAUAUUUCAUAGAUAUGAAUUAUUCACAAAAUAAUCUAAAAUUAAGUACAUAUAGGUGUAAUAGGUAUCUACUGUUUAUAAUGCUCGUUAUAAUGGAAAUUGGUUUUCGUUUUUUUUGUACUCGAUUGCGUGUGUCGUGCAUUUUUACAAACCCAUGUAUUUUAAUUUAGGACUUUUAAUUAUUGUGACGAAAUGUGAUAAAUAUUCGUAACUUAUAAUGAAAUGAGUAUCCGUGAUGACCAUGAAGAUGUCAACCGCAUACAGCUAGCGACCUGCAAAGAUGAUGGACAUACGAGUGAUUUUGAAAAUGUCAGCCCGACAAGUUCCGAAUUCCGGUGUGACGGCAGUGAAGACGUUUGCAGAAACCGGCUGGUGGUUAGCUCGAGUACGCUGGAAACACAAGGCGAAUCGCCUAAAUGCAUGUAUCACUUAUUGUCGCCGACUAUACCGGCCAAGACACCUGUAGACCCUAGAUUUUCUUCGGACAAACCACCGCGGAUACGAAUGAUAUUGCCCGAGCUUAAUAGAGUUCUAUGCAGCAACCGCGUAAGCCAAAUGACAAAAACCUAUAAUGAUAUCGAAGCAGUAACGCAACUAUUAGCAGAAAAAGAAAAAGAUUUGGAGCUAACAGCGCGUAUUGGCAAAGAACUUUUGACCGGCAAUCAAACUCUUGAAGCCAGAGUGGGAUUGCUUGAGACAGAGUUGAAGACUGUCAACGAGCGUUACACACAGGCUUCGUACGAGCUACAGAAAAAAAACGACCUCAUCAAAAUACUUAGCAACGAUGCCGACGAAACCGGCUACGAAGCGAAUGAUGAUGAGGUUGAAAAUGAAAAGUAUUACGGAGUCAGUGUCGGUUAUUUGCAAACGCGCCUCAAAAAUCUCGAAGACGAAAACCGCACUUUACGUGGUGAGGCCAAUAGACUUGCAAUGGAAACCGACGAGGUAGAAGCCAAAGAAGCACAACUAAUGUCUGACUUUGCAUCUCAACUCAGUGUCACGAAGUCUGAUCUAUCCGUCAUCAUGGAACAAGCGGACAAGCACAGGGACGAGAACGUAACACUACACAACAACUGCGAGUUUCUACGCUCAAAAUUGUCUAGCGUCGAAGCAUCGUUAAAAAUCAAAAAUGAUGAGAAUGAAGAACUUAUGGCCAUGUUAAUGUUGGCAAGAGAUACACAAAAUGAGUUAGCAUCUGAGAUUGUCGAGGUGAAAAAACAAUAUGAAGAAGUGCUUACAAUGCUUCAUGAAUGUCAAACCGAACUCAAAGGGUAUAGGGACAAACAUAUACCACUAGCUCGAGCCGGACCUCUAUUCACAUCUCUUCCACCAUACUUGAACUCAAAUGGGCUGCAUAGUCAUGGUCAUAGUUCUUUGGAGAGCUCAUUAUUUUCUGAACUUAGUCUUGAUUCAGGAAUAUGUACAGGACGAAUGUCUGGAGCAAGUAGUUAUAAAAAGUCUAUCGGAAUGAUGAAGCUAACGUCAUCUAUGGAAACAAGCACUAGAAAUUUGUCUAGGCAAACAGCUUACAAUGAUCUUACUGAGGAAUCUCCUACCCAAAGUGAUUGUGAUGAUUUCUCCGACACCGAUUCGUUUAUUAUUGAACAACCUGGUAUACCUGGUGCUCCUGGAUCUGAAGAUUUAGCUAAUGCCUUAAAACGUCUGACCCCAGCAUCGAUCAAAGCUCGACGUGCAGCGUUAGGAUCUGGUUUCAUGUUUGCUGAUCCUUAUGACUCGGCCGAUACAAGAACCCCUGAUUCGAUUAUGUCUACUGGUAGCAUAAGUUUGACAACUUGGAAAACACCAAAUAAACUACAGUUGGUUAAACCCAUGCAAGGUUCAUUUACACUACAACAGUGGAAUGCUCAAUCAGUUCCAUCUCUGAGCUCUAUUUUGGAAGAACAACCUCAAGGCGUUAUCAAAAAAUGUGAUUCGACCGCUCCCAUAGCAGGGCUUCCUCAAACGUUUAGACUUGAUGAAAUCGAAGAGGAUGAACCUAGAACACACCCUGGAAAAAUGUUUCAAAUGUCCACCCACAUCACUACUAUUACCAAUUCCAGGGUCAUGCAUCCAGAUGAUGGUACAAGUCUAACAACCAGUAUUCGAGGUAGUGCUAUGUCAACUGCAGUAAAUAGCUGUGUCAAUAGUCGAGUACCUACUAGAGAGUCUACACCCAUGUUAUCUAGGAGAAAUUCGACUACAACAUUUUCUACUAAUUGUGGAUUAGCAGCUAUGUUAAAUGAAAGGGGUAUUAGGGCAAUUACUCCUUCUGCCCUAGCAACUCCUAUGUUUUCUGCAACAGCUACACCUUGUAACAGUCCAUAUGGAUCACCUGGUGGAUCCCCUGAUCGUUCUCGUUCACCUUCCCCAUCAGACUCUCCAUACUCCCAUCCAUUUGGAUUACCUGGUUAUUUAAUGCACAGUGGCGCAAAAUUAUUGAGGAAAACGUUGACUGGCACUGAAAGAGGAACUGAACAUCAUAAGGCUCGCAAAUCAAAAUCACUUGUUAGGCCAGACAAAAAGACAUUGGCUGGUAUACGACUUGUGGAGACGAUGAAACACUAUAUACCAACUGUUCCUCCAGAAGGUCAUCCUGUAUUCGACAUUGGAGACUGUAUUCCCCCUAAGCCUGAAAAUGGUGCAUUGCAACGACGACUAAAACAAUUGGAUAGUGGCAAUGAUAGUGGCGGGCCCAGGCUUCGUAUGGAUUUGGGUACUGUAGGUUCUUCAACAAAUGAUCCUCAGCCUCCGCGGGGGACACUCAUCAGUUCCAUGUUUUUUGCUCGUAAAGGAGGGUUACUAUAAAAAAAAAAUUAUUUAAACCUAGUUCGCCUUAAAUGUACAACGGUGCAAUGUUAAUGUAUAAUUUUAUUUUUAAUAAGUUACUGUAGAAACCCAAAGCAAUCAAAUGUAUUUGCUGGUUUAUAUCCUACUCAAUUGACCAUAUUUAAGAAUCAAACACAAUUGCAUAGGUUUUUUUUUAAUCAUUAAAUAUGAUUUCCUUACAAACCUUUUAGUUUAUUCUAAUUUUCAAAAUAUUAAUGUAUUAAGUAUUUCUAAAAAAAUUCAUCAUAACAACACUUUACUUUUUUUUCAAAUGAUAGACAAUUUUUUUUUUCAGAUUUAACCAGUAGUAACUCAAACUAUUUUCGCAUAUUAUUUAUUACAUAAAUAGUAACCAUUAAAAUGUUAUGUAUAUUAAUUAUUUAAUAGUCAUGCUUUGCUCAUGCCUAAAAUACGCAAAUAACGUAUUUGAAAUGCUUUAAGGUGCUAUAUAAUUUAAUUUAUAUAUAUAUAUAUAUGUAUGUAUGUAUAUGUAUAUAUAGUAUUUAUUGUUUUACUUCUUAUUUAAAUGAGUCUUUUGAGACUACAUCAUAUUGGUCAUUUCAAUUUGUGUAGCUUUUACAUAAAGGACUUAUGCUUUUAGGCAAAUAUUACUUAGAUUGUAACUAUUAUUUAAUUUCUCAUUUUUAUUUUUCUUAUUCUGUCUGUGGUCAAACAUUAUUCUAUAAAACCUAACAAUAUUAUUAUUUUUUCAAUGUAUAAUAUCCAUUAAUAUCCAUGAAUACACAUUUAAUCUCUUAUUUAAAUUUGAGUUUUCUAAAAUUGUUCAUUAAGUCGCACAAAGUAUUCAAUAAUAAUUAUCUAUUAUUGCAUUUAAAGUUAAAAUCAUUAAAUAAUCAGUCAUUAUUUUUUUUUAUUAUUAUUAUCAUUUUAAUUAAAUUAAUGUACGUAAUUAGUUAUUUUCAUCUCAACCAAAAAAAAUUAUUGGUGCGAUUAUUUAUAUCUUUAUUAUUUUUAUUUAUUUAUUUUUUUUAGAUAAGUUUUUACUAUUAAUUUUAUGAUAAUUAAGUUUAUUUUUCCUUUUACCAAUUAAUUCUCUUACCAAAUUUUUUCAUUUUUUUUUUUUUUUUUUGUUAAGUUUGUCCGGUUUUCAUUUCUUUAAAGAUCAAAAAAACCAUUCGAUCAAUAUUACUUUUAAAAAUGUAAUACAAUAUUGUUAUUGUUUAUAGAAUAAAAAUGAAAACUGAACAAGCAGAUAGUUUUACAAAAAUUUUCCUUUUAGUUUGCUUUAAGUUUAUAUCAAACCCAAUUAUUUUGUUUUGAAAUUGUUUUUUUUAUAUGGUAUCUUCCAUACUACUCACUCAAAGUGGCAGAUUUUAGAAUGCGUUAUACGUACCUACAUUGUAUAUACAUUUUUAUUUAUUUAUUAUUAUGUUGCGCAUUACCUUGCCGUAAUAGUUGCAAAAUAAGUAUUUCUGUGUUAAUGUUUCUCAUACGCAUAUGGACAUAUUUUCUGUUAGCGUAAGAGAAAAAUAAAACAUUUCUUUUAGUUAUGAAUGUUGUUUAUUAAGCGAUGGAGCCCCAAGGUUCGAUAUAUAUAUAAAAAAAAAUUUUUUGACGAGACUGAGCUAGUAUUCAACCAAAUUAUGUAAAUUAAAUUUACUAUAUUUUUAAUUAGUUAUGUUAGGCAAAAAAUUUUUCAACCUGUGACAUCCUCUUUUUUUUAGGUUGAAAAAUUGUAUACUAAUAGUAAAGUGCUAAUGGUUAUACUUUUAACAUGUAAAAUCAACCGUGGCAUUGUAUUAGCUGAUAAAAUAAUUUAUUCUGUAUAAUGUAAUUAUUUUUAGCACUAGCUGAAAUAAAUAAAGAUGUAUUUGUUGACUGAAGCCAAACAA